Messenger RNA from Lathyrus oleraceus (garden pea), 1260 nucleotides. Its product is annotated as dol-P-Man:Man(7)GlcNAc(2)-PP-Dol alpha-1,6-mannosyltransferase. The coding region runs from base 100 to 696 and encodes 198 amino acids. Gene Ontology annotation, biological process: protein N-linked glycosylation. The transcript has 7 exons. Gene Ontology annotation, cellular component: endoplasmic reticulum membrane. Lineage: Eukaryota; Viridiplantae; Streptophyta; Magnoliopsida; Fabales; Fabaceae. The record is from RefSeq and is a predicted model, not a curated record. Gene Ontology annotation, molecular function: alpha-1,6-mannosyltransferase activity.
CACUUGUUACGUCUCCGAUUGUGUUAACUGCAAGUUUACUGCAUUUGCCAAAGUUUUAUGCUCUUCUCAAAGGUAGCCUCUUGUUGAUAUGCAGUUCGAAUGGUCCUAGGAUGCAUCGUACUGUAUACACUAAGAUUUCUUCGCCCUCAGAUAAGGGAUAAAUUUGGGCGCCAAGUAGAAACCUUCUUUGUGAUACUAACUUCCAUUCAGUUUCAUUUUCUGUUCUAUUGUUCUCGCCCGCUUCCUAACAUUCUUGCUCUGGGUAUAGUGAAUUUGGCGUUUGGAUACUGGUUCCAGGGCCGCUUUUAUGCCGCUCUAAACUCUUUGGUAUGUAUGUCAUAUUGUUUUACUUCAGUUUCAUCUUUGAAGUUGCUAUCUUUAAAAAGAAAAUAUAAACUAACAUUUGAUGUUGGAUUUUACAUUGAUGAUUGGAAGACGAAAAAAAAUUCAGUAUGGAGUGCUCUAAAAUACUGUACUGGGAUGGCCUUCUUAUGCGUAGGUAUAACCAUAUUGGUUGACUCAAUUAUGUGGAAAAGGUUGUUGUGGCCUGAAUUUGAAGUUUUUUGGUUUAACUCUGUCCUUAACAAGAGUUCUGAAUGGGGAACACAUGCUUUCCAUUGGUAUUUCACUUCCGCACUCCCUCGUUCACUACUUGUUGCAUAUCUUCUUUCACUGGUAAGUCAUCUAUUGAACUGAUUAAUAUCUUUUAAUAUCAUUAUGACAUGUUUUGUGUACUCGUCCCGACACCAAACUUAAAGUUUAAUAUUUUCUCUAUAUUUACAUAUGGACUAAUAUCUUUUAGUAUCAUUCAUGAUAUGCAUGGUAUUUGUAAGGAUGAUAUAUUGGGGAAUCAAUGUCACUAGAGCUGAAUUAUGAGGAAUAUACGAAGGGUUAUCUUUCACGAAAAAGUUAGGAUUUUAUGGAGUAUAGUUGAAUAUUGACUCCUUAAUUAUUGUUAGAAUGCUUGAAACGGGCAAAGCUCCAGGUAUGGAGGGAGUUUUAAUGAUUAAUCUGAUUUUACUUUUUAUAGAGAUGCACGUUGAAGUGAAUGUUUCUCAUUUUUAUUGGGAAGCGAACAAGCACGUGAAUGUAUUAGCGAAAGUUGAUGUUGAAUGUUUCUCAUUCUUAUUGGGAAGCGAACAAGUAGGCGGAUGUAUUAGCGAAAGUUGAUGUUGAACGCGAAGUAAAUUUAGAAUUUGGUGUUCAUAUUCUAGAUUUCAUUAAGCAAUUUGUUGUAUCCGAUGGUUCGACAUCCUUUGU